AUUUCUAGACGUAUACCAGGUGAAACAAAUCAAGAGAACGACUUAAAAUCAAGAUUCCCAGCCUCUCUGAAUUUUGAAAAAGAAGCUGUUCCAACUUUGCUUCCACGUCCUGGUGUGCCUGCUCCAAACAAAUAUCCAUUAGCGAGACUUUACGAUGCUUUGACUAAGAAGACAGAACCAGAACUUAUAUACGAAGCUGAACCCCACAAAUUAUAUUUUGUCUUCUGUUAUGCAUUUGCUAUGUUAUUCAUUCUCUACGGACUAAAUGCAUUUAAUAUUGGAUAUGGCCUUGCAUGGGGGAUGUAUGAAGGUAACGAAAUGAAAAUGAAUGAAACUCAAUUGACUAUUCAAUUGGUAAUGCAUCUCGCAAUAGUCACAACCCUAGCAUCAAUGCCAUUGCUUGCAGGUCUUGCCUUUAUACUUGCCCCAUCUAGAUUGAUCAGAAGAAUUUGGUACUUGCCACCAGUGACCUUCGUUAGAUUUACCACCCAUCCCCUUUUACCAAAUCGUCCAACCCCUGUUCAUACUUUUCCUCUGGGAGUACUCCAGAAAAGUAUCACUGCCAAGGUUUACAGUGGCAAAGGAUUUUAUGGAACCAACGAUUCUUCGUUUUUUUUCUUUUUGAGAGAGGAAGGUAACAAAAUCCCAUUUAUAGUCGAUAGAAAGGGAUUCUUUUGGGGAGAUGGUCGUGUUUUCGAUUUAUUAUUCAGUAAUGACUCUAUUGAGAAAGUCGAAAGUGCCAAGAAGAUAGAUGAAGUUUACGGAGACCUUAUAAGGGAAAGAAAGAACAAAGAAAUGCAAAUGCGUAAAGAGUUGGGUUUUGGUUGGAAAACAAAAGCCAAGGCUAAGUUAAUGAAAGAGGAUAUCGAC
Messenger RNA from Pichia membranifaciens NRRL Y-2026, 870 nucleotides. RefSeq lists its product as hypothetical. The record is from RefSeq and is a predicted model, not a curated record. The transcript is spliced from 2 exons. The annotation marks the transcript as partial. Lineage: Eukaryota; Fungi; Ascomycota; Pichiomycetes; Pichiales; Pichiaceae.